Molecule: messenger RNA, 762 nt
Organism: Castor canadensis (American beaver)
Lineage: Eukaryota; Metazoa; Chordata; Mammalia; Rodentia; Castoridae
Source: RefSeq, a predicted model, not a curated record
AUGGCUGUACCCGGUUGUUCUUGGGUGAAGGUAGGUCACAAGCUUCCUGAAGGUGGCGCUGUUGGCUCACCCUACCGCUUGUUCCCCCAGGUAACUACCGUCGUGCAGCUGAAUGUCGGCGGCCAGUUCUACACCACCACCGUGGGCACCCUGAGAAAAUUCUCCGGUUCAAAGCUGGCAGAGAUGUUCUCCAGCCCAGUCGAGGCCUGCACGGAUGGGGAGGGCCGUUUCUUCAUCGAUCGCUCGGGUACUUACUUCGGCCCCAUCCUGGACUACCUGCGCACCGGACAAGUGCCCUCACAAAACCUCACUGAGGUGUACCGUGAGGCUCAGUACUAUGAGAUCCAGCCUUUGGUCAAGCUCCUGGAGGACACGCCGCAGAUCUUCGGUGAGCAGGUGGCUCGGAAGCAGUUCUUGCUGCGAGUGCCGAACUACAGUGAGAACCUGGAGGUCCUACUCCGCCUGGCGCGGGCAGAGGCGGUGGGGAUGCGCUGGUCGGAGGUGGUAGUGUGCGUGAUGCACACAGACGAGCAGGCUGCGCAGUGUGCGGAGCCCCUGUAUAACCUGGAGGCCAAGAAGGUGCCAUUUGUCAAGUUUGGACCCUGGAAUGUAGGUCCAUCAAUUGAGGACUUACUGCACUGCGUGAAUAAGGACAUUAAGGCCAAGGGGUACCAGGUACAACUUCAGAAAUACUUUCUAGAGAAGGCAUGCUGGGCCAAGCUCCAAGGUUGCUUCCACAAGUUCACCUUCAACUGGUGGUGA